GUGGCUGUUGGAUUAGUUGGAAUCCCCAACUUCUCCCGGAUGCUUGCUUGCGUGGUCUAUUAACAUGUGUUGUGCUUGUUAAUAGUUUUGUGAUGGUUUUGGUUCUGAACUCGAGGACCGAUUGGUAGAGUUCAGUCCAUCGUGAAGUGGGUUUGCACGGUAAGCUUGGUCCGAAAGGGAACUUUGGUUCUCAUCUAUUACUUGUAUGAUCGCAAUGAUGUACUUGUAAUGGUCCGGCGAUGAUGAGUCUCCUCACAACCUUGUAUUGUUACUCUACACCACUUAGGACCAAUAAGGUGGAGAAUGUUGGAGGUAUUGGUCCUACCAAGGCCUCCCUUCCAUUUUAUUAUUGACUUGCACCCAUGUUUACUCCCACUUUGAUACCUUCUUUUGAAUCUCUCCUAACCAAUAAUAUGGCCAUUUUGACUUAUGUGGAGUGACCCCAAAUGAGUUGUCCGCUGCCUCCUCCUUUGUCUUUGUUUCACCCGUGAGUGUCCUUUAGUGUUGGCCAGUCUAUUAUUUAGCAGCUCUCUUCUUCCUUGUGAGCUUGUCCUGCGUGAGAGAAAAUCCAGAGAGCAGACCCCUUCUCCUUUCCUUUGUGUGUAAGUUGAGAGAGGUACCUUAGUGGUGGAGAUAAAACAUGGUGUUGUGUUAUGGUCUAGCCUAGGGUGGUGUAUGUGAGCCUAUUGUGGAGGUUGGAGACCUGAGCCGGAAAGAAAUCGACACCCAACAAGAUGCAUAGGCUAUCUAGCUUGCCGAGAUUGCAGCUUCACUCCGUGCACUCGUGAAGGCCAUGGCACCACUGGAAAAAGAGCCCGCGUCAACCAGCGACGCUGCAUCAGGACACACUAUCGACAGUGGGUGGUGCAACACGGCGACCACCUUGUUGCCCUCAUUUGACGACUAAGACCCAAUCAGAUGGAUGUUCAGGGCUGAACAACCAUUCAAACUCAAUCAAACAACACGAGGAAGAAAAAUUGCAGCCGCUAUGGUACCCAUGGAAGGGGCUGCCCUGUAGUGGUUAACCUGGUUGAAGGCACGGAACAGGACAUGACCUGGGAGGAAUUCACACAAGCACCGGUUGCCCGAUUCCAAUGGCUGUCCGAGGUUAAACAGAUGGGAACCAUAGAUGAAUAUAAUACCCUUCUUGUUCAAUUGACCAGUCAGGUUCCCAGACUGUUCGAUGAUUAUUAUUUGGGACAUUACAUGAAUGAACUGAAGGGACCAAUGCGAGGCUCCCUACAAUUGCUGCGUCCAGAUAAUCUCGAAACAACUAUGGAAUUAGCUAGGGAUAUCGAGGAUACUCUGUCCUGUCAAAAUGAAGGGGAAGUCAAUCUUAUAAUUCAGAACGCGUUCGAGCAUUACUGUCGACCAAGAAUGGGCCUAUAUGUAUCCUCAAAAGGCAACAACAUGCGGAGGUCUACUAACAGUUUUUCAAAAGCUACAGGACAAGCCACAAGACCCACUUCAGGGCAGUCCGGGCAAUCCACUGCAUGCUCUAGAUUCACAUGACUGCCGUUUAAGCAGUUAAAGGUAAUGCUAGCGGAGGAAGAUGAUGAGCUGGACUUGAGCACAAUUACUUUGAGAUAACCGGCUAGGAGGAAAUUCCGGAGGAUCAGGACAUCAUGGGAGAUGAUAGGGGAGACUUUCCCAUCUAUGCUAUUACUGGAAUUUUUAGUCCGAGAACCAUCUUUUCAAGGCUAGGUAGGAAGCCAUAAAAAGUUUUGGGUUUUAGAAAUUUUGUGAUUAUUAACUAUUUGUACUAUUUGUAUAUACUUACACUACCAACCCUUAUAAAAAGGUAAACCC
This is a messenger RNA of Cuscuta epithymum, 1809 nucleotides long. The record is from the annotation of a GenBank genome assembly. Lineage: Eukaryota; Viridiplantae; Streptophyta; Magnoliopsida; Solanales; Convolvulaceae.